Messenger RNA from Eleginops maclovinus (Patagonian blennie), 1881 nucleotides. RefSeq lists its product as uncharacterized. The transcript has 6 exons. The record is from RefSeq and is a predicted model, not a curated record. Lineage: Eukaryota; Metazoa; Chordata; Actinopteri; Perciformes; Eleginopidae. The coding region runs from base 124 to 846 and encodes 240 amino acids.
AAGUUCUGCUUCUUAAGAAGGGAAAAUCCAGCUCACUUCACCCUGAGAGAGUCUAAGUGAGAGCAGCUCUUCUUCCUUCUCCUUCUCCAUCUCCAUCUCCAUCUCCAUCAUCCUCCUCCUCCAAUGGCGACCGCCUCCAAGUCCUCGCAGACGGCCAAGAACGUGGUCCUCGCCCUGCUGGCUCUCUGGUCCGUGGUGUCGCUGAUCAUCAUAGUGGUGUGGGCGACGUCUCCGGACCUGAAGAGCUCGGCUCGGUGUCGGGCAGAGCUGCAGGACGUGACGGAGAAGCUGGAGGGAGCCAAGGUUGUUUUCGGCAAGAACAUGGUGGCUGUGGAGCAGCUGCUGGAGGAUGCCAGAAAUGCGGAGGAAAAGCUGAAAGCCGACUUCCUGGUCCUGGUGGGACGCCUCAACGAGACCAACGCCACGCUGGAGGAGUGCCGGCAGGAAAACGUGGUCCUGAACUGGAACAUCAGCGCACUGCAGGAGAAGGUGGAGCUGCUGCGUCAGACGGAGGCCAACCUCACGACUCAGAUCGGCCUGCAGCAAGAUCACAUCGAGGCGCUGCAGCAGAACAUGACGGAGGCCGGUCAUCAGACGGAGACGUGCGUCAGCCUGCGGACGGCAGCUGAGAGUCAGAUGAUGGCGGCUCAGAGUCAGACCCGGGCCUGUGAGUCCAGGCUGCAGUACCAGCAGAAACAGCUUCAAAAGUGUAAAGAGGUGGAGUCUGAAGCUCCUAAGGAUGCGACGCAACAGCAGGCGGACGGGGGUUCAUCCUCAGCACCCGCCCUCUCUGGGAUUCCUGCGCUGAUGCUGCUGGUCUGCAGCGCUCUGCAUCUGAUAACCUGAGCUCAUCGCGGCAGCGUCCUGUCGAUUGACGGCGAGCACUGAGGUCCAGGAGGGGGCGGAGCCUGGACAGACCGAAACGACUGCUGUACACACACCACACACUUCCUGUCUGCGUGACACAACAGACACAUCGUCAUGGAGACGUUGACGUGACAAACGAUUGGACAGAAAACUUUGCUUUGACUUGAACUGAUGAGACGUUCACUGACGCCGCCGCUUCACCACUGUCUGUUUUUAGAGUUUAUUUUUCUUCAUGAAGCUUAAUCGCUGCUUUUUAACUUCCUGCUGAUGCUUCGUCACACCUUAGCCUGUUUUUAAUAUUAAUGAUUGAAGUUUAAUCCUCCGUCUCCUUUACUUUCUUGUUACUUUUCUACUUGCUGAGAAUAGAGAUUUCUGCAGAGUAAAUGUCCUGAAAACGCCAGAGGUGGAAGAAGUAAUUUCCUUAGGUAAAGAAUUUAAAUACAAGUUAAAGACCUGCAUUUAAAAUGGAACUUUUUGGUUUAGAACAAAGUAUUUUUGCAUCAAAAUAAAACUACCAAAAAGACUUAACUUAAAAUAAAGACAUACUUGAGUCCUAUGUCUGAUAAAUAAGCUUAUUUGUUAGGUGAAGUGUUAAGGUUACGUGCUGCAUUCAAGUACUUUAUAUAUUUUACAAUUAAGCAUUAUUAAUUUGCUGCAAUUCUCUGGAGGUCAACUUCUUAAAUAGAGGAAGUGUACCUUUCAAAAUAAGAGCUGGCAUGAUGAUUCUGCUCUCUGCUGGUUUAUUUAAAACAAAUCAAAUCUUCUAAAAAAAACCCAAAGCUUAUCCCAGUUCGGAGUUCCUGUUCUAUACCUGAAAUGGGAUGAAGUAAGAACCAUAUACUGUAUAUAAGAAGUAUGAUUUUAUCUUUAUAUUUUGUCUCAGAGGCAGAAAUGUUUGUUUGUGUUUUUCUGUUUGUUUCUUUCUGAACGCAGCUUGAAGCUCGACGAAGCAACGACUUGACUGUUAGAAGCUUUUAUCUAAUUUGGGGAUGGGGGGGAGGGGGGUUGAGGACG